AUGUUCCGUUGUACUAGAUGCAGUGAAGAUACAAGGGACGCUAUCCAGUGCAGUAAUUGUAAAAAUCAUUAUGAUUACCCAUGUUCAGGGUUAACAGAAGCGGGUUACCGCAAACUCGGCGCCAGCAGACAAGCUACAUGGAAGUGCCAUAAUUGCAAGUGCAGUGCCUCAUCUGCUGCUAAGCAAGACAUUGGAUCCCCGAAACCACUUAGUCUGGAGGAUCUUAUGAUUGAAAUUACUAAUGUAAAGCUGACUUUGGCUCCCCUGAUGGAAGUCAUGGCUGACAUUAAGUCAAUAAAAACUGACAUCAACAACCUGCGAUCGAAUGUAGAUCAAUUUACUUCAAAAUUGAAUAGUCUUGACGAAAGGCUUAAAACUGUCGAGAAAGGUCAGAAUGAAGUGUGUCAGCUGAAGGCCCAAAUAUCCAAACUUGAAGAGGAUCUGAAUAGCAACAAUCAGUGGAUGCGGCGCAACAACGUCGAAAUUAAGGGAGUACCUCUCAAGGAUAGGGAGAACUUAUUUGACAUUGUCUCCAAAAUUGGUGCAAAGAUUCAUCAACCAAUCUCGAAACAUGACAUCAAUUUCAUCGCAAGGAUUCCGUCACGUGAGAAUAGAGUAAAACCAAUUGUAGUCUCGUUUUUGAAUCGCUAUUUAAAGGAAGAUUUUGUUGCCGGGGCGCGUUCUCUUAAGUCCCUUUGCCCUGCAGAUAUUAAUCUAGAAGGAACUAAUCGAAUCUAUAUUAACGACCAUCUAACAAUUCAGAAUAAAGCAUUGUUAACGAAGGCUAAGCAGUUGGCAAAGGAAAAUGAAUUCGAGUUUGUAUGGGUGAAGAAUUCAAAAAUUUUUACCAGAAGGGAUUCGCAGUCAAAGGUGAUAGCAAUAAAAAACGAGAGAGACUUGCAAAAGAUUCAAUAA
This is a messenger RNA of Hyposmocoma kahamanoa, 915 nucleotides long. RefSeq lists its product as uncharacterized. Lineage: Eukaryota; Metazoa; Arthropoda; Insecta; Lepidoptera; Cosmopterigidae. The transcript has a single exon. The record is from RefSeq and is a predicted model, not a curated record. The coding region runs from base 1 to 915 and encodes 304 amino acids.